AAAUACUAGUUCUGGAUCCGAGCCAGCCCUGGUAUCCUGGAAUAUACUAAAACGUUACAGGCAUUACUAGGUUUCAACUUGCUGUUCGAAAUGCCGCAAUACGCUGGGCACCAGCCUGAGAGAAAACUGGAACCUGAACGUGAAGAGAGAAACCUCGAACACAUCCAGGCUUAGAGCAUGAAACUACGCUAUCUCGUUCUAUCUCCUCAAUCUCUCCACGGGAGCAUAAAACCACAUGAAACACCAUGCCUGUUCGAGGAUUCUGAUUCAACGGAGCAUCCCCCCAGAAUCACAGUUAAUGUGGCAACAAGGAUACUAUGCCGUAUUAGCUAUUGGACUAGGCAUUAUUGACAUUCACACAUACUACACUACCUGCACACUGCACCUGCAUCGCCACCUGGUACCAUUCUUGAAGCCUCUCAAACCUUCGUUCUCCAACGUCAAAACUAAGUUUGACAUUCGGCCCACAUGCAUAGGGCUGCUAUUUCACUACAGCCCUGUCUAUGCCCUAUACAUCCUGGUCUCCGGAAACAUAGACUCCGGUAGUAGGAACUCAAAAAAUACACCGUGACCCCGAUAUUCAAAAGGAUUCCUUGAGAAGGGAUUUCUUU
Lentinula edodes (shiitake mushroom) is the source of this 611-nucleotide messenger RNA. RefSeq lists its product as uncharacterized. The record is from RefSeq and is a predicted model, not a curated record. NCBI's taxonomy places the organism in Eukaryota, Fungi, Basidiomycota, Agaricomycetes, Agaricales, Omphalotaceae. The transcript is spliced from 4 exons. The coding region runs from base 236 to 571 and encodes 111 amino acids.